Messenger RNA from Prosopis cineraria, 3036 nucleotides. Its product is annotated as SWR1 complex subunit 6. The transcript is spliced from 6 exons. Bases 2304 to 2936 code for a protein of 210 amino acids. The record is from RefSeq and is a predicted model, not a curated record. NCBI's taxonomy places the organism in Eukaryota, Viridiplantae, Streptophyta, Magnoliopsida, Fabales, Fabaceae. Gene Ontology annotation, molecular function: nucleosome binding. Gene Ontology annotation, biological process: chromatin remodeling. Gene Ontology annotation, cellular component: Swr1 complex.
UCUUUCGAAUAAAGCAAGACUUUCAGCACUGCAGAUUCUCAUGGUAUCAGAGCUGUGACUCCUAUGUUGUAUAAGGUAGUGCUAACGAGUCCCAGAGCUUUCACCACAGAUGGAGAAUCUCCUCUAAACUCCCUGGCGCAAGGUGGAAGCUCAAGCGGGACUGCGAACACAGGGGAUUGGUGUGAGUUCCUUUGGGAAUUCACAUACAGAUUCCUCCUCUCAACUCAUCAUUACCCAUUGACUCAACGGCAACAAUUAUCUACAAUGGUCCAGAAAUGUGUUGAUGUUCGUGCGAGGAUGCAGCAAGGAGUGUUACUUGACUGGGCAUCCAAAGGCGCCAGAAACUGGUGAUCCCAAAUAUGGAGUGUGGUGUGCAGAAAAUAAUACGGUUAUGGCCUGGGUAGUUCACUUUAUGAACAGUAAAAUUAGUGAGAACUACCUUCUUGCCAACACUGCUCAAGAAAUCUGGGAAACAGCACAGCGUACCUACUCUGUUCAAGAGAAUACUGCAGCUAUUUUUCAAGCAAAACGGGCUCUUCGAACUCUCAUGCAGGGAGAGAAAUCAGUUAUGUUAUAUUACACUUCCUUGAUGCGUAUAUGGCAGCAUAUAGAUCUAUAUAAAGUUCAUCAGUGGUUGUGUCACGUUGAUGAAGUUUACUACAAAAGGGUUGUUGAACGUGAAAGAUGCUAUGAAUUCCUUCUUGGCCUCCAUGACUUGUUUGAAGAUCUUGGAGGUCAUAUAAUGGGCAUGAAACCUCUUCCUUCACUUGAUGAAAUGUUUAACAUGAUAAAAUAUGAGGAAAGCCGUAAGGCUCUUGUUCAACUUUCUUCUCCUACUCCUCUACCAACUACCGAAUUCUCUGCUAUGGUGACUCGGGGCAAUCAAGGGGGAGAUUCAAAAGGGAAGAAGUCUCUUUGUUGUGAUAAUUGCAACAAGAAUGGUCACACUUGAGAGACUUGUUGGCUAAUCCAUGGUAAACCUAGUCACUUGAAGCAAAGGAAUAUAGGUGAUAGCAAAGGUUUUGCAGUCAGUCAAACUGAAGGAAAUUUACUGAACAGUGAAGAACUCGUCAUGCUCAAACGAAUCCUAGAGAGGAUUUAGCCUUGGGGAAGAUGAUUGGCAAUGCUAAGGAACACAAUGGACUCUACUACCUUGAAGGGAAACCCAAAAAGAAAGACCUUUUGACUGAUCCUAGUUCUGUUUCCAAACCUGUUUUUGCUUCUGCUGUUAUGUCUCAAGAAGAGACUUUGUUAUGGCAUUUUUGAUUAGGUCAUGCUAGUUUUAAUUAUAUGAAACUUUUGUUUCCAAACUCUAUGAAUAAAAUCAAUUUUCAUUGUGAUAUCUGUCAGUUUGCCAAAUAAACUCGCACUCCUUAUCCUGCUUCUACUUAUGCACCUAUUAAUCCUUUCACUCUUGUGCACAGUGAUGUGUGGGGUCCUUCUAAAAUCGAAACUCACUCUAAAGCUAGGUGGUUUGUUACUUUCAUUGAUGUUCAUACCCACCUUAUGUGGCUGUUUUUAAUGAAAAACAAGUCUGAAGUUGUUACUAUCUUUAAAAACUUUUAUCAUUUUGUUCAAAAUCAAUUCUAGACUUCUAUUAAAAUACUUCAUAGUGACAAUGGAAUUGAGUAUCUUAACACUGACCUACGGACCUUUCUUAUUGAAAAAAAGAUACACUACCAAACAUCUUGUGUGCAUACACCCCAACAAAAUGGUGUGGCUGAGAGAAAAAAAAGACAUCUCUUAGAAGUAGCUAGAUCUCUUUUGUUAGGUGGUAAUAUACCCAAUAAGUUUUGAGGAGAUGCUGUUCUAAUUGCUGCUUAUCUCAUCAAUCGUAUGCCCUCAAAAAUUCUCAAGUUUCAAACUCCUCUCCACAGCUUUUUAGAAUCUUAUCCUCACUCGCAUCUUAUAAAUUCCCUUCCAAAAAGGGUUUUUGGGUGCAUGGUUUGUUUUCCAUGAUGGGGGAGGGGGAACUGGAUUCUAGAUCUAUUAAAUGUCUCUUCCUUGGUUACUCCUCAACGAAAAAAGGGUACAAAUGUUACUCUCCUGAAACAUGGAAGUUCUAUGUCACUAUGAAUGUUAGAUUUGUUGAAUCACUUCCAUUCUAUCCCAAAUUACCUAUUCAGGGGUAGAAUGAUAGUGAAUGGUUAAUUUGUGCCACUAUAGGGAAUGAUCAUCUAAGUUAUGAAUCCAUUGGCAUUAUCAAUCCUGAACCAGAAACACCUGUUUGUGCUAGUCCUGACCUCAACCUGAAAUGAGGGAAAAUCAACCUGAACAAAUCACACACAGCGAGGGUUCCAUUGAUGUUCCAAGGCAAAGUCAUGAUUCACAACUUGAGGAUAAUCCUGAAGAUCUUCAGUGGCCUGUUGCUCUCAAAAAAGGCAAGAGGAGUUGCACUCAACACCCCAUUGCAAGAAAUGGAGGACGAAAACUCUAACCCUCUUCGCCGAAUGUCAAGCCGAACUCGAAAGGUUGCACCGAAAAUGGUUGCUGCCCUUGCUAGCAGUGAUAAUCGCACACAGGCUGCACUUGCUCGCCUUGAAGCUUUGGAGAAUGACAAUGCAGGAUUUGAGACUGCAGAAGCUAUUGAUGAUGACGAAGCUUCUCUAGAUGAUGAAGAUCAAGUGUAUGUGCAAAAAAAGCAGUCCAAGGGCACCAAAAGGACGACCCGGCAGGCAAAGGCACUUGAAGCAAGGAAGGCCCCAAGAACUUUCCUUGAGCUCUUACAUGAGGCAAACCUAGAAUCAUUACCUCUGCAUGUACCAUCUUAUUGGAAAGCAGCAGUUGGACCUCCAAGCUCAACCUGCCGUCGCCACUUUUGUACAGUUUGUGGGUUUUCAGCCAACUAUACUUGUGUUAGAUGUGGCACGCGCUUCUGUUCAUAUCGUUGUCAAAAUGUACACAAUGAUACUCGUUGCUUGAAAUUUGUAGCUUGAUACAUGAGACAUUUGAGCUUGGCCAGAAAACUUUAUUUACAAUGUCAGAUCAGAGGUAUGAUCAGAGUUUGCUAAAUUCCAAAAUGGGUUUUCUUUUUCA